Suillus bovinus is the source of this 1566-nucleotide messenger RNA. RefSeq names its product plasma-membrane choline transporter-domain-containing protein. Lineage: Eukaryota; Fungi; Basidiomycota; Agaricomycetes; Boletales; Suillaceae. The transcript has 18 exons. Gene Ontology annotation, cellular component: plasma membrane. The record is from RefSeq and is a predicted model, not a curated record. The coding region runs from base 1 to 1566 and encodes 521 amino acids. Gene Ontology annotation, biological process: transmembrane transport. Gene Ontology annotation, molecular function: transmembrane transporter activity.
AUGACCCAUUGGAACAAGGAUCAGUGGAAAGUCCAGCAGGGACAGGGGUAUCCUCUCAGCGGGGGGCCGACGCCUGGACACUCUCAGCCAUAUGCCCAACCAGUCGUUCAACCCCAGUACGAUCCCCAAUCAUACGCAACCCAAAAAACACCCUUCGACGACGGUCGGUUUCAGCCGAAGAAUCGGGUCAACGACGUUCUCUUUCUCAUCCUUUUCAUUCUGCAGUUUGCAGGCUUUGCCGUGCUUUCAGGAAUCGCCAUCUCAGGGUACGUGUCAGAUAACGGGCUCGGGGGUGGUGUAGGCAAUGGUUCUCAAGUUGGCUCAUCGCUGACCCUCAAUCGGCAUACUGCCUAUCUUCUCUUGUUUGUCACUGCAGCAGCUCUUGUCUUGUCUGUAGCCUACCUCGUGCUCGCACGUUUCUUUACACGAGCUUUGAUGCACAUAACUCUCGUGUUGUCUAUAAUACUCAACAUCGCCAUUUGCAUUUAUUACUGGACUACAGGCUACUAUUCUGGGGCCAUCAUUUUCACUAUCAUCGCCUUGCUCUCGAUCUUUGCCUAUUUUGGUUUCAGGUCCCGCAUUCCACUGGCGUCCCUUCUCCUGCAAGUAGUAAUGGAUAUCUCCAAACACCACAAGAGUGUCUACGUCGUUGUCUUCAUCGCCUUGAUCUUGCAAGCUGCUCUAACCGUGUGGUUUUCCUAUACACUUAUUGCGAUAUAUACGAAAUGGACACCCGGUAGUCCAAGUUGCAGCAACGGAACUUCUUGUUCUGGGAGCACUGUGGCAGGCCUAAUAUUCUAUGCCGUAUUUUCGUACCUCUGGACAUCUCAAGUCAUUGGUAACGUCGCCUUAGCCACUCUUGCUGGUGGAGCGUACGGAAGCUGGUAUUACUUCGGACCUCGAGAACAACAACUGAUGCCAAAGCAUCCAACCCUCAGUGCAUUUGGACGUGCUUCAACGCUCUCUCUUGGGUCAAUAGCGUUUGGAUCCCUGAUUGUUACUGUUCUGGAAAUUGUUCGCCUUAUCCUGGAUGCUGCGAGGAACAAUGCAAACGCGCAAGGGAGUUUCGUAGAGGCGUGUCUUGCUUGCUGUGCAGAGUGCUUCGUUGGAUGUAUCGAAGGACUGGUAAGGUACUUUAAUAGAUAUGCCUACAUCGAAAUUGCGCUCUACGGAAAGCCUUACAUUAAAGCAGCAAAAGACACUUGGACCAUGUUUAUGGAUCGUGGGAUUGAUGCGCUUGUCAACGAUUCAUUGGUUGGCAUGACUUUGACGUGGGGAGCGUAUGCCAUCGGGCUUCUGUGCUCACUCUUCGGGUAUUUAUACCUACGCCUGACACAUCCUGCAUACAAUGCCGAUGGACAGUACACAGCGCCGGUGGUCUUGUUUGGAUUCCUUAUUGGACUGCAAUGCUCAAUGACAAUGUCUGCUGCCAUAGAGGCUGGUGUGUCCACUAUCUUCGUAGGUCUCGGAGAAGAUCCACAAGUAUUAGCUGCGCGUGCACCUGACCUAUUUGGGCUCAUUGCUACUACCUAUCCUCAUGUCGUUCAAGGAGUACCGAGGGUUUGA